Messenger RNA from Sebastes umbrosus (honeycomb rockfish), 3608 nucleotides. RefSeq names its product RNA binding motif, single stranded interacting protein (gene rbms3). The record is from RefSeq and is a predicted model, not a curated record. The coding region runs from base 1207 to 2463 and encodes 418 amino acids. The transcript is spliced from 14 exons. Lineage: Eukaryota; Metazoa; Chordata; Actinopteri; Perciformes; Sebastidae. Gene Ontology annotation, cellular component: ribonucleoprotein complex; cytosol. Gene Ontology annotation, molecular function: mRNA binding.
CUCCGCUCGCAGCCUUUCGGACGAGCCCCCUUUUACCGCCCUGUCAGUGUGGAGGAGAAGGAGAGAGAGAGAGAGAGAGGCUGAGUGAUAGAGAAAGCGCACGCGAGAGUAAGAGAGAGAGCAACUGUGUGACAGAGGGAAAGAGAAAGAGGCAGGCUGCUUAGAGGAGUGAGAGAGCCAAGGACGAAAUAAGGAACACAUUUUUACAAGUGCAGGAAGAGGGAGGAUCGCAGACGAGGGACUCCUUCUCUACUGGACACCUGGGACACAGUCGCCGUGGUUUUUAUUUCUCCCCGCUCGUCUUCUAUCUGGAACUGGAUUGACUAACCAACCGGUGGAUUUUUAAUACACGCUUGUGCCACAUCAUUUAGAAAGCUGGGAUCAUUUCUCUGUGUUAUCUGCCCUCCUGCUGGCUCGACUGCUACAGACUGAGAUUGCCGUCUGGGUCUGCGCUCGGCUCUCGUGUUCUGCUCCGUGCACAAAGUGCAUCUGUCGGCAACCGGUGCUGAGGAUAUCUCCCCUUCUGUCAAACAGGACAGCACACCGUCGGAUCAGACUACAGAGGAGAGAGAGAGCGAGAGAGAGAGAGAGAGAGACAGUGUGUAUGUAAGAGAGGGACAGAGAGAGAGAGAGAGGGACAGAGAGAGAGAGAGUCAGAUUCCCAGUGUGUCUGAGAGAGAGGCAGAUUAAAGCCCAGGCGAAAGACUGGAGUGAAACAGCUCUAAUAGAGAAGUGAACCUAUACGUCCUCUCCCGUUUUUCCUCGCCAUCCCUUUUCCUCCUCCUCUCCUCCUCUUCUUCCUUUCUCCCAUUUUCCAACAUUCACAGGACUGCCAGAGCUACUGCCACCUGCACCUCUUCUUCUCUUUUCCCCCUUCUUCCUCUACCUCACCCUUGAAUCGCGCGUUACUAUCCGAUACCAGCCAACUGACGGUUCUAGCACUUGUGGAAAUAUUUCCAUCGAUCCGGCAGCGAGAGACUUGAGCGAGCAUCCGCCCGAUACUGAGGCUCUGGACCGAGCAAGGCGCCAAUCAGAGAGGCAGACCUUCUCCCUGGAGGACCGGCUAGCGACACAGUGGUGCGGACGGCGAAGACAGGAAAUCACACAGCCCCCCUCUAUCCGCCGCCUCUAUCCCAUUGCUAGCUACUUGGCAGCUUCCGCCCCGGUGUCACCAUUCCCUGCCUCAGUGCUAAGGAUUCCAGCUACAUGGGCAAGCGAUUGGAGCAGCAGCCAAUGUACCCUCAGUACACCUACUACUACCCCCACUAUCUCCAGACCAAGCAGCCCUAUGCUCCACCCCCUCAUCCCAUGGCUCCUCCCAGCCCUAGCACCAACAGCUGCAGCCAGGGAGGGGCGGAGCAGCUGAGUAAGACCAACCUGUAUAUCCGAGGCCUGCCACCUGGGACCACCGACCAGGACCUCAUCAAACUCUGCCAACCGUAUGGAAAAAUAGUGUCAACCAAGGCCAUUCUGGACAAGAACACCAACCAGUGCAAAGGCUAUGGCUUUGUGGAUUUUGACAGCCCAGCUGCAGCACAGAAGGCCGUGUCGUCUCUCAAAGCCACCGGGGUGCAGGCCCAAAUGGCCAAGGCCCUGCAGCAACAGGAGCAGGACCCCACCAACCUGUACAUCUCCAACCUGCCGGUGUCCAUGGAUGAGCAGGAGCUGGAGAACAUGCUGAAGCCACUGGGUCACGUCAUCUCCACGAGGAUACUGAGGGAUGCCAACGGGGUCAGCAGAGGAGUCGGCUUCGCCAGGAUGGAGUCCACAGAGAAAUGUGAAGUAGUGAUACAGCAUUUCAAUGGAAAGUACCUGAAAACCCCGCCAGGCAUUCCAGCUCCCACGGAGCCUUUGCUGUGCAAAUUUGCCGACGGAGGGCAGAAGAAACGCCAGAGUCAGAGCAAGUACCCUCAGAACGGGAGGCCGUGGCACAGAGAAGGCGAGACUGGCAUGGCGUUAACAUACGAUCCCGCUGCAAUGCAGAAUGGGUUCUACUCCUCGCCUUACAGCAUCGCCACCAACCGCAUGAUUGCACAGACCUCCAUCACGCCCUUCAUCGCUGCUUCCCCCGUUUCCACAUAUCAGGUCCAGAGUACGUCAUGGAUGCCUCAUCAACAAUAUGUUAUGCCUACAGGUGCAGUGAUCACGCCAGCCAUGGACCACACUAUGUCCAUGCAGCCUGCCAGCAUGAUGGGCCCUCUCGCCCAGCAGAUGAACCAUCUGUCCCUGGGCACUACGGGAAGUUACAUGACUGCUGCAGCUGCCGCGCCGCCUAUGCAAGGGACCUACAUUCCCCAGUACACUCCUGUGCCUCCAACAGCCGUCCCUGUCGAAGGAGUGGUGACGGACAACUCCCCCCAGACAGUGGCUCCCUCGUCACAGGAUGUGACUGGCCAGCAGCAACAGAUCCAGGUGGACAGUGCUGCCGACCAUGUUCCUGCUUACUCAUACCAGUCCAAAUAGCAACGGCCUGAGCGAAUGUUCCUGUGACAGCGUUGCCUUGAGACAGAAGGUGGCUGCACUGUGAAUGUGAGGAAAAAAGAGAAAAGAAAAGAGAUUGCUUCCAGAUUGCCCAGGCACCAAAAAAGAGACACUUUUUUCAUUUCCUACCUGGCCUACGAGAGAAAAAAAAAAAAGAAAAAAACGCAAGAAGGAGGCAAAGAGUGCUGAGGAAGGUGAUGGGAGAAUUGCUGGGCACAGUGCAAAGAAGUGAAAUAGUUUAGUCUGGGAACCUGCCUGAAGGGCUGGGCCGAAGCUUGAAAAGUUUCUCAAAGAAAAUUCUCAACCAAUUAAAAAAAAAAAAAAGAAGAAAAAAAAAGACAAAAAAAAAGGUUGAAUGCGCAGGUAGGUGAUGAAGUUUAUUUUGUAAUUAGAAAAACGGGAGUCAAGUUUGAGAUACACACAGAGAUUGUCUUCCUCAGAUAUUAAGCUACAAUUUCUUUUCACUCUUUUUUAUGUUCUAGUGUUAAAUUUUAGUUUUCUAGAUAUAUUCGAAAAGUGUUUUUUUCUUUCUUGAAUCUUCAUGGCCUUAAUUUGAAGGGCGGCAGAAACUUUUUACAGAGUUAAAGUCUGACGUCUGGUUAAGAAAAAAAAAAACGAAAUCAGUCUCUUGGACCACUCGGAGGGUUCAAGACACUGGAUGAGUUGUUUUAAAGAGGAAAAAAAGAAUCUAUCACAUAAGCUGUACAGAUUUAAUAGAGAAGAGCUUUUUUUUUCUUUUCUUCAUUAGAAGAAAACUUUGAUAAUUAUUAUGUCAGAGGUAACUAAGUGUCAGAAGAAAACAAAAUGUCUGUUGGGGAUAAAGACUUGUGGGGGGGAAGAAGAAGCUUUGAAGAGAUUUUUCACAAUGAGGAAAAAAAAUGAAAACGUGAGAAAACGUGCUGCAUUGUGGAUGCAGUCUGUUGCAAAAUGCUGAACUUGUUUUUUAUUAUCAUAAUUAUUAUUUUACAUGGCGAAGUUGCUGUCGACAACAUUAGUGCUUUUUAUCUGCCACAUUUUACCUUUUUUAUGAGCUUUAAGAUGUUUUUAGCCCGCUUUGCUUGUCACACUGCGAAAAGGAGAAGAAGAAAAAAAAAGAUGAAAAAAAAUAUAAAAUGAAAAAAAAAAAA